Sceloporus undulatus (fence lizard) is the source of this 3334-nucleotide messenger RNA. It is a transcript of the gene B3GALNT1, whose product is annotated as beta-1,3-N-acetylgalactosaminyltransferase 1 (globoside blood group). Gene Ontology annotation, molecular function: N-acetyl-beta-D-glucosaminide beta-(1,3)-galactosyltransferase activity. The transcript has 3 exons. The record is from RefSeq and is a predicted model, not a curated record. The coding region runs from base 432 to 1397 and encodes 321 amino acids. NCBI's taxonomy places the organism in Eukaryota, Metazoa, Chordata, Lepidosauria, Squamata, Phrynosomatidae. Gene Ontology annotation, cellular component: membrane.
UGGGCGCAAUGCUUCUUUGUAACUCUCUCUAGCCUCUAUGGCUGCUGCUUCCCUUGCUCUCCUUUGCCUGCUGCAGCCUCGAGGGAGGGAGGAGAAAGAGGAAGCAGGGCGCCUGCAGCAGACAGACAGACAGACAGGGUCAGCCCGGGAUCGCAGCCUUUGCGGCGGAGCACCUGGGCUCCAGGGAGCAAGGAAAGCAGAAGCUCCAAGGGAGAGACUGGCCUGUUUACCCAAUGUAGAGUGCUGAAGACCUUGCCACAUACCCAGAUGCCAACACUCUCUCCCUAUCUAUUCUGGAAAUGUCAUUACAGGACCUAACCACUUCAUCCACAAUUAUUAGAGCAAACAAUUUAUUUCCAAGGCAAGUUCUCCCGAUUCACAUAGACCCCUAAAGCCUCCUGUGUCUCUUCUUAGUUUAACUUGAAAUCUAUAUGGCUUUAAAAUACUUGAAAAGGUUUUUAUAUGGUCUGUCUAUUAUCUGUGUUAUUUUAAUGACAUGGUAUAUGGUAUUUCCUUCCCACACUGUGAUGGAACCCAAAAACUGGAUGUAUUUCUAUGAUUAUGAACCUGUCUACAAACAGAAUUUUCUCUUCACACUACGUGAGCGAGUAAAAUGUGAAGCCAAUAGUCCAUUUCUGGUCAUCUUGGUGACUUCAAGGCCUCCGGAAGUGGAUACGAGACAAGCUAUUAGGAUAACAUGGGGCUCUCAAAAAUCCUGGUGGGGGAAACAAGUUGUGACACUUUUCUUACUGGGCAAAGGAACAGAGAGUGAUGAUAACGCAGCCUUAUCCAUAGAAGAUGAAAGCAUUCUUUAUGGAGACAUCAUCCAACAAGAUUUCCUUGACACUUACGACAAUCUUACCUUGAAAACUAUCAUGGGAUUCAGAUGGGUUACUGAGUUUUGUCUGAGUGCUCAGUAUGUGAUGAAAACAGAUGCUGAUGUUUUCAUCAACACAGGCAAUUUAGUCAAGUUUCUUCUAAAUUCAAAUGCUUCAGAAAACUUCAUGACUGGCUACCCUCUGGUAGACAACCAUCCCCACAGGGGAUUUCAUAGGAAAACCUACAUUUCUUACAAUGAAUAUCCAUUUAAGGUCUAUCCUCCAUACUGCAGUGGACUUGGUUAUAUACUUGACACCAAACUGGCUCAUAAGGUUUAUGAAAUGAUGAGCCAUGUUAAACCUCUUCGACUUGAAGAUGUCUAUGUUGGGAUUUGUUUAGGUAUACUUGGUAUAGGCAUCUCUAUUCCAGAAGAUGCAGAACUCUUCUUUUUAUACAGAAUUGACUUUGAUAUUUGUAAGUACAAGCACUUGAUUGCUGUACACAACAUUUCUCCACAGGAAAUGAUUGUGUUCUGGCAGGAAAUAACAAGAGAGACAACUUCACUUCCUUGUCAAUGAUUUCAUCUUGCUUUCAACUCCCUGUCAUUUGAAGCCUGACCCCUUUUUUUAAGACUAUGGUUAGGUGGAACUUUGGAGGGCUGGGCUGCCUGAUGGUCUUUCAGCUGUAAGUUAUAUUGUAGAGAUUUAUACAAGCACUUGUGAAGCUAGGAAAAACGAUUGCAAGAAAAGCUACUGUAUAUAAUUCACCUCAGUAUUCCAACCACACUGGACGUUCACAUGUUGGACAUUCACUAUGGCAAACUAUAAUUUUGAAACUCAGCCUUUGUAUAAAUGCACUGGUACUUAGAUUAUAUGCAGAUGACCACUCAGUGUUGGAAAAAGAAUAAUGAACUUCAAAGUACUUGAAUCCAGCAGAACAUGUGUGUAAAUACAAGUAGAAUGUACAAUGCAGUGUUGUUGUGUGGAGUGUUGUUGUUUAGGGUGUCAACCACUCAUCCAUGCUAUCUUCCAGGAUUCUCCAUUCCAUUCUGUUUCCUUUUCCCUCCCUGCCCAGCUCUUCCAACAGCCAGUUAGCAUGGAAUUCUAUUGGAAACCUCCACCAUGCUUCUUGCCUGGUGUGGACCGGCAUGGCUGGUUGGGACAGAGAAGGCCUUCAAAUAUAGAAGCACAUAUCUGGACAGGUUUACAAGGGGAGACACAUGCCAUAACAUAAUUCUGGCCCGAGACUGUUCAGGGUUUUAUGAAAGCCAGGAUCCUGAAUAGCUGUCAUUGAAUUGGAUAAUGGCUUGAAUCCAAUUUCUACUCCCAGCUAGAACACACCCAUUGAAUCAGUGCUUGUGUACCAAUUUACCAUUGAUUUAGUGAGUCAAAAUCGGAUUUAUGCCAAUAUGAGCCAAUCAUUUGGUCUCAAGGAAAAUCUGGAGGGCCAUAUUGUAUUCAAGAGCAGCCCCAAAUAAAGUGUGUUCAAGUAAUCCAGUCUGGAAGUGCAGAGAGUGUAGUAACUGAGGGUAAGUAUGACUUCUCUGAACAAGAACUUAGCUUUUGUACCAAACUGGGUUUAUUAAAAACAGACUUGGUCAUUGUGAGCACCUGCAGAAUUAGGAACCAGUCAGGCUCCAGCAUUUCCAGAUUGUAAACUUGCUGGUCAGAGGGGACUGCAGGAAUAGAUCAUUACUAGUUCUUACAUCCUACCAGGUAGUAUUGUGAUAUUUUAACUGUUUUCUUAUAAUGACACUGUACUGUCUUUUGUAGUUGUUUGUUUUUAUAUUACCAGCUUGUGGAUCACAAAUAACAGAAAGGUGUGAUAUAUGUUUUUGAGGUAAACACAUUAAUUUAAAAAUUUCUUGAUGUAUUUAAUUUCAUUUUUAUUCUGUAUUUAUUACUUUUUAGUCUGAUAGUCAUUUGUUAGUACUUAAACAGAGGCUUUUGUAUGUUGUGUAAUUAUUCUAAAACCUAGUUUUUAUUUAUUUGUGUAGCAUUAUUGUCUGCAUGUGAAAUUAUGGUACCGCAGGACAUUCAACUCCUAGACUUAUCCCUGAGCUGCAUCAGCCCUGUAUGCAGCCAUUCUGUGGCUGGUGGAGCACGGAAUCAGGGUCUGGCUGUGUCUCUAUAGCCGGUCACAGAAUGAUUGUAUCAUCUGUUGAGAUCCUCCAGAGGUGUAAGCGCAUGCUGUAAUGAUUUUGCAUCUGCCUUGCAGACAUAGCCAGACACUUGUUUCCACACCUUGUCCUAAAUAUACCAGGGUUUUGUCUACAUUUUCAGGCAUGGUUAACUCUGGUAUGGGUGAAGCUUUCUACCCUCCCCAUCAUUUCUUCUGUGAACUCAACCACUCCUCCCCAGGAUCCUUCCCCAGUGUCCAUGUUUCCAGUCUUGCUGGGAAGAAAGCUUCACCUAUAGAAUCAUAGAAUCAUAGAAUAAUAGAAUUGGAAGAGACUGCAAAGGCCAUCCACCAACCCCCGCCAUGCAGGAAAUCCAAAUCAAAGCAUCCCCAACAA